UUUCCUCCCCAGUGCCGGCCCCCCCGAUCCUGCAGCUCGAGGAGUGUUGCACCCACAACAACAGUGCCACCUUGUCCUGGAAGCAGCCCCCCUUGUCGACGGUGCAGGUGGAAGGCUACAUCCUGGAGCUCGAUGACGGCAACGGCGGCCAGUUCAGGGAGGUGUACGUGGGCAAGGAGACCAUGUGCACGGUGGACGGGCUUCACUUCAACAGCACCUACAGCGCCCGGAUCAAAGCCUUCAACAAAACAGGAGUCAGCCCCUACAGCAAGACCUUGGUCCUCCAGACAUCCGAGGCUCGUGGGGCUGCUGAAACCGAUGACCUGAGAGACACGCAGUCAGAAGAACAGACCCUCCCUUUUCCAGUGCCUUUGGAAAGAUCGCAGCUUCGUAGAAUGAGUCCUUUCUCCUCCACCCUUAAUCUACAACCCAGCUUUCCGGGGAGAUCCUACUUUGAGCUAAGAUCUUCGGCCCACCAGCUGAGCUUGCAUUCUUCUUUACAGUCCCUGAAUUCAGCUGGAUGCAAUUUUGAGACACAAGGAACGCCUUACUCUCAAUUAGUUGACAUUAAAAAAAUGGUGGCAGUUGCUUGGUUUUCUUUCGACCCUGCCUCUGCCCACGCUGACAUCAUCUUUUCUAAUGACAACCUGACUGUCACCUGCAACAGCUAUGAUGACAGGGUUGUGCUGGGGAAAACGGGCUUUUCCAAAGGGCUCCAUUACUGGGAGCUGUCGAUCGAUCGUUACGAUAACCACCCCGACCCGGCCUUCGGCGUGGCACGCAUCGAUGUCCUGAAGGAUGCCAUGCUGGGCAAGGACGACAAGGCCUGGGCCAUGUACGUGGACAAUAACCGGAGCUGGUUCAUGCACAACAAUUCGCACACCAACAGAACCGAGGGUGGGAUAACGAAAGGCGCCACGGUGGGAGUGCUGCUGGAUUUGACCAGGAGGACCUUGACGUUCUCCAUCAACGAGGACCAGCAAGGACCCGUCGCCUUCGAGAACCUGGAGGGCCUCUUCUUCCCUGCGGUCAGCCUCAACAGGAACGUGCAGAAAGACCCAACUGGUGCCCUGUCCCACCUCUCCGGCAGCCGGCUGUUGGAUUGGUCCGCAGCCAGCUGGGAACGUCGGGGGCUUGGGUACCACUGGUACCAGCGGUCCCACUUCACGCUGGAGCUGCGUAGGGGAUCCCAGAGCGCCAACAAGUCGUGA
Molecule: messenger RNA, 1211 nt
Organism: Leptosomus discolor (cuckoo roller)
Lineage: Eukaryota; Metazoa; Chordata; Aves; Leptosomiformes; Leptosomidae
Source: RefSeq, a predicted model, not a curated record